This is a messenger RNA of Cajanus cajan (pigeon pea), 1538 nucleotides long. Its product is annotated as serine/threonine-protein phosphatase PP1. Gene Ontology annotation, molecular function: protein serine/threonine phosphatase activity. The record is from RefSeq and is a predicted model, not a curated record. Gene Ontology annotation, cellular component: cytoplasm; nucleus. NCBI's taxonomy places the organism in Eukaryota, Viridiplantae, Streptophyta, Magnoliopsida, Fabales, Fabaceae.
GACUCGACAACAUAAAUUUCCUGGUCUUUAUUCCAUUGAUCAAGCAUUUUAUUUUCUUCUCUUUCUUGCUUUGAGAGUAAUGGAACGUCGGGUUCUUGAUGGAAUCAUCAAUAGGCUGCUUCAGGUGAGAGGGAGACCUGGGAAAGAGGUGCAGCUUUUAGAGGCAGAAAUCAGGCAGCUUUGUUUGGUCUCCAGAGAUGUCUUUUUGAAGCAGCCCAAUUUGUUGGAACUAGAGGCACCAAUUAAGAUAUGUGGAGACAUUCAUGGUCAAUAUUCUGACCUUCUGAGACUUUUUGAGCAUGGUGGAUUCCCUCCUCGCUCCAACUACUUAUUCUUAGGGGACUACGUGGAUCGUGGAAAGCAAAGCCUUGAGACAAUAUGUCUUCUUUUGGCCUACAAGAUAAAGUACCCUGAGAACUUUUUCAUUCUUAGGGGAAACCAUGAAUGUGCUUCCAUAAACCGUGUCUAUGGCUUCUAUGAUGAAUGCAAACGAAGAUUCAAUGUGAGGCUAUGGAAAAUGUUUGCAGAUUGUUUCAACUGUUUGCCUGUGGCAGCUAUCAUUGAUGAAAAAAUAUUCUGCAUGCAUGGUGGACUCUCUCCUGAAUUGCACAGUCUAAGUCAGAUACGUAGUUUGCCACGUCCAUUUGAAGUACCUGAAAGUGGUCUACUGUGUGAUCUCUUGUGGUCUGAUCCUAGUAAACACAUUCUGGGUUGGGGAGAGAAUGAACGUGGAGUUUCAUAUACUUUUGGUGCUAGCGUGGUCACAGAAUUUCUGGGGAAGCAUGACCUUGACUUGAUUUGUAGAGCACACCAGGUUGUUGAAGAUGGAUAUGAAUUUUUCGCCAAUAGGCAACUUGUGACUAUCUUUUCUGCACCUAACUACUGUGGAGAGUUUGAUAAUGCUGGAGCAAUGAUGAGUGUUGAUGAGACACUUAUGUGCUCUUUUCAGAUAUUAAGGCCUGACAGAAAGCCUAAGUUUGGUUUUGGGAGCAAAAUUACAUUCAAGGAAAGAUUAUUGGCAUACAAUUUGCGGUAGGGAAUGGUGGGAGUGAUUUCUGGGCAUAAUCAGAACUAAAUGUUUUAAGCCUUAAAGGAGCAGUUCUCUGAUUUGUACCUUACCAUGUUAAUAUUGUUAUUCUGCAAACUAGAAAGUGAUUCUGAAAUUAAAGAUUCUGUAAAGAAAAUGUAUCUGAAUUGUCCUCAUGUAUAUGAUAUAUGCAUAAUAAAGUUCCCGAAUCAGUUAUACAAAAGGCAUCUUAAAUUGUGAUAUUGAACAUUUAAAUUGUACAAUGGGUCUUUGAUUCAUUAUGCAUGUCUGAGUAUGAUGUUCCCCAAUCUAUAAUUAAGCAUGGUUGCAUCUUCAAGAUAUGAAUGAAAAUUAUUUGCUUUUUGUUCAAUCUGAAAGUUAAUCCUUGCUUGUUUAAAUUUCAUUUCUAUUUUCAGUUAAUUAGUCCAUUAUUAAUGGUGGAACUUAUAAGGAGGGAAGUCAUAACCUACAAAUUUUUUCUUGUCCUUUUAAAUAGUAUACCUUUUUAAUA